GCUUCUUUAUAUACACUUGACGACGGACCACUAUCCUUCAACACAAGCAGCUAGCUAGCAAGUCUCCAAGCUUGGUGAGAGAGGGAGAGAAAGAAGGAGAAGGAUGCUAGAGAUGAAGGCCUGCACGGCCAUAGCUCUGGUGCUCGUUGUAGCAGCACAAUGUGCCGCCCUGGCCACCGCCGCCGGUCCCAGAGUCAUCAUCGUCGGCGCCGGCAUGUCCGGGAUCUCUGCUGGGAAGAGGCUGUCCGAGGCUGGGAUCACUGACCUGGUGAUCUUGGAGGCGACGGACCGCAUCGGAGGGCGCAUCCACAAGACCAAGUUCGCCGGGGUGAACGUUGAGAUGGGGGCCAACUGGGUGGAAGGGGUGAACGGAGACGAGAUGAACCCCAUCUGGACCAUGGCCAAUGGCACCGGAGGUCUCAACCUGAGGACCUUCCGCUCCGACUUCGACCACCUCGCCAGCAACACCUACAAGCAAGACGGUGGCCUCUACGACGAGAAAGUUGUUGAGAAUAUAAUCGAGAGAAUGGAUGAAGUGGAGGAGAGCGGGAGCAAGCUCUCCGGCACCUUGCACCACAGCGGCCAGCAGGACAUGUCUGUCAUGGCCAUGCAACGCCUCAACGACCAUAUGCCUUCGGGUCCAGCUAGGCCGGUGGACAUGGUGAUCGACUACUACCAGCACGACUUCGAGUUCGCCGAGCCGCCGCGCGUGACGAGCCUGCAGAACACGCAGCCGCUGCCAACGUUCAGCGACUUCGGCGACGACGUCUACUUCGUGGCCGACCAGCGUGGGUACGAGUCGGUGGUGUACCACGUCGCGGGGCAGUACCUCAAGACCGACCGCAAGUCCGGCGCCAUCGUCGACCAAAGGCUCAAGCUCAACACGGUGGCACGGGAGAUCACCUACUUCCCGAGCGGCGUCGCGGUGAGGACCGAGGACAACAAGGUGUACCGGGCCGACUAUGUCGUGGUCUCCGCCAGCCUCGGCGUCCUCCAGACCGACCUCAUACGGUUCAAGCCGCAGCUGCCGUCGUGGAAGAUCGUGUCCAUCUACCAGUUCGACAUGGCCGUGUACACCAAGAUCUUCCUCAGGUUCCCCAAGAGGUUCUGGCCGGAGGGCCCCGGCAAGGAGUUCUUCCUCUACGCCAGCGGCCGGAGAGGCUACUUCCCGGUGUGGCAGCAGUUCGAGACGCAGUACCCGGGGUCCAACGUGCUGCUCGUCACCGUCACCGACGACGAGUCGAGGAGGAUCGAGCAGCAGUCCGACAACCAGACCAUGGCGGAGGCGGUGGCGGUGCUCAGGAAGAUGUUCCCCGGAAAAGACGUGCCGGACGCCACCGAGAUCCUCGUGCCGAGGUGGUGGUCCAACAGGUUCUUCAAGGGCUCCUUCUCCAACUGGCCCAUCGGCGUCAACCGCUACGAAUACGACCUCAUCCGGGCCCCCGUUGGUAGGGUUUACUUCACGGGCGAGCACACGAGCGAAAAGUACAACGGAUAUGUCCAUGGAGCGUAUCUUGCAGGUAUCGACUCUGCUGACAUCCUCAUCAACUGUGCCAAGAAUAAGAUGUGCAAAUACGAUGUCAAGGGAAAGCAUGACUAAUCUCAAGGUUAAUUAAUCACGGAGUCACCAGCUGAAACGCCAGAAGUAACGGGGUGAAACCGGGUCAGCGCGCUCCAUUAUUUCGGUGUUCAUCUGUGUCGGGUCAUUGUUCAAUGGUUUUCUUGGGCAAUCCAUAUUUUUUUUCUCCUUGCGACAUGUUUUUUGUUUGGCUCUUUUGCAGCUGUUCUCACUUAAUUAUUAUUCAUAAAACUUCUAUAAAGCAGGAGUUGCCAAUAAUGUGUACGUGUUGCCCACUUGUUGUACCAUUACAUUUUACAAAAACAUUGUGGGAAGCAAUGAUAAAUUACAUGCAAUAAAGAGCAAGAUAACAUUGAUUAA
This is a messenger RNA of Hordeum vulgare subsp. vulgare (domesticated barley), 1939 nucleotides long. RefSeq names its product polyamine oxidase 1-like. Gene Ontology annotation, molecular function: oxidoreductase activity. The record is from RefSeq and is a predicted model, not a curated record. Lineage: Eukaryota; Viridiplantae; Streptophyta; Magnoliopsida; Poales; Poaceae. The transcript has 7 exons. The coding region runs from base 104 to 1600 and encodes 498 amino acids.